This is a messenger RNA of Phlebotomus papatasi, 1144 nucleotides long. It is a transcript of the gene Hand, whose product is annotated as heart- and neural crest derivatives-expressed protein 2. The record is from RefSeq and is a predicted model, not a curated record. Bases 203 to 1000 code for a protein of 265 amino acids. Gene Ontology annotation, molecular function: protein dimerization activity; RNA polymerase II transcription regulatory region sequence-specific DNA binding; DNA-binding transcription factor activity, RNA polymerase II-specific. Gene Ontology annotation, biological process: regulation of transcription by RNA polymerase II; developmental process. NCBI's taxonomy places the organism in Eukaryota, Metazoa, Arthropoda, Insecta, Diptera, Psychodidae. The transcript has 5 exons.
AUAGUUCAGCCCACACAUCUCCCGGAGAAGAGACAUAGAGAUAAGUUCUGGGGGCGAAUAGAUUCAAUUAGUCAGUCAUUUGUGGUCGGAGGAUUAACACGUAAAAAAUUCUGUGAUUUAUCAUCUCAAAAUUUGUGGAAUUUUGUGAGUUUUUUUUUUCUUGGGAAAAAGAAUAUCUCAAAAUAAUUUUUAAAAGUGAAGAAUGAGCAAUUUUGAUUCAGCAACUGAAGUUUGCCAAAGACUCUGCGGAAGUGGAAAUUCUCUAGUGGAUCCCUUUUAUGAAAAUAAUGGUGGAAAUUUUUAUACUGCAAUGUAUCCAGCAGAUUCACAACAAAAUGACAUGAAUGGAAGCCAUUUGAUUGGCGAAGAAAAUAGCUACUGGGGCUCCCCAUGUAGCUCCAAUUCACCCCUAAGUCGACGGGAUUGCUCUCCAAGCAGUGGAAGUAGCCUCCGCCAGAGAAACAACAUGUCUCCGACCUACCAUCACUAUCCGCCCCACGUUUACUAUCACCAUGCUCCACAAUAUGAGAAAUUGGGUCCCAUGUGUGAAGAGGGUGGCUACUUUAAUACAACGACCACAGAAGUAAUCACAUCCACACCUUUUGUUCGAGUAGUCAAGCGUCGAAAUACGGCCAACAAGAAGGAGCGCCGCCGAACGCAGAGCAUCAAUUCAGCCUUUUCCUACUUGCGAGAACGUAUUCCAAAUGUACCAUCAGACACUAAAUUGUCCAAGAUCAAAACAUUGAGACUUGCUACAUCUUACAUAACGUACUUGACUCAAGUGUUGGAGGGAAAUCAAGAUCCGGCGGGAGGGUUUCGUGCUGAAUUGACAUCAUCGCGGAAAAUUAAUGCUGAAAGGAGAGCCAAUAUGAAAAACGAAACACAGAUCAUCUUGACAAAUUCCGAUAUUUCCGCUGUGGAUCCCAAGAAGACAAAAGGACGAACCGGAUGGCCCCAAGAUGUUUGGAAUCAAGCCGUAUGGAAGGAGGAGAAGCAGUGAGAAAAUCAAUGGAUUUACCUACCAAACAUUCUUUUUCCAAAGAUCAACCAUCGAGCAUUUUUUUUUAAAUAAAUUCUUCAAUGAAAAUUAUAUAAAAUGAGCAUUAAAUUAAAAAAAAAGAAGCACAAAUUGAGAAGUAGAUGU